Messenger RNA from Tupaia belangeri chinensis (Chinese tree shrew), 2244 nucleotides. Its product is annotated as neurobeachin-like. The record is from RefSeq and is a predicted model, not a curated record. Gene Ontology annotation, molecular function: protein kinase binding. Gene Ontology annotation, cellular component: cytosol; membrane. Gene Ontology annotation, biological process: intracellular protein localization. NCBI's taxonomy places the organism in Eukaryota, Metazoa, Chordata, Mammalia, Scandentia, Tupaiidae.
AUGACUAUCUUGAUUCAACUUCCUGAGUUGUUGGGACUGCAGCUGAGGGGGGCGUCCGGCUCCGGCUCCGUGGUGCUCCCGGCGGGGAUGAUUAACCCUUCGGUGCCGAUCCGCAACAUCCGGAUGAAAUUCGCAGUGUUGAUUGGACUCAUACAGGUCGGAGAGGUCAGCAACAGGGACAUCGUGGAGACGGUGCUCAACCUGCUGGUUGGUGGAGAAUUUGACUUGGAGAUGAACUUUAUCAUCCAAGAUGCUGAGAGCAUAACAUGCAUGACAGAGCUUUUGGAGCACUGUGAUGUAACAUGUCAAGCAGAAAUAUGGAGCAUGUUUACAGCCAUUCUGCGAAAAAGUGUUCGGAAUUUACAGACUAGCACAGAAGUUGGGCUCAUUGAACAAGUAUUGCUGAAAAUGAGUGCUGUAGAUGACAUGAUUGCAGAUCUUCUAGUUGAUAUGUUGGGGGUUCUUGCCAGCUACAGCAUCACUGUAAAGGAGUUGAAGCUUUUGUUCAGCAUGCUUCGAGGAGAAAGUGGAAUCUGGCCAAGACAUGCAGUAAAAUUAUUAUCAGUUCUGAAUCAGAUGCCACAGAGACAUGGUCCUGAUACUUUUUUCAAUUUUCCCGGUUGUAGUGCUGCGGCAAUUGCAUUGCCUCCUAUUGCAAAGUGGCCUUAUCAGAAUGGCUUCACCCUAAACACUUGGUUUCGAAUGGAUCCAUUAAAUAAUAUUAAUGUUGAUAAGGAUAAACCUUAUCUUUAUUGUUUUCGUACUAGCAAAGGAGUUGGUUACUCUGCUCAUUUUGUUGGCAACUGUUUAAUAGUCACAUCACUGAAGUCCAAAGGAAAGGGUUUUCAGCACUGUGUAAAAUAUGAUUUUCAACCACGCAAGUGGUACAUGAUCAGCAUUGUCCACAUUUACAAUCGAUGGAGAAACAGUGAAAUUCGGUGUUACGUUAAUGGACAACUGGUAUCCUAUGGUGAUAUGGCUUGGCAUGUUAACACCAAUGAUAGCUAUGACAAGUGCUUUCUUGGAUCUUCAGAAACGGCUGACGCAAAUAGGGUAUUCUGUGGUCAACUUGGUGCCGUCUAUGUGUUCAGUGAAGCACUCAACCCAGCACAGAUAUUUGCAAUUCACCAGUUAGGACCUGGAUACAAGAGUACCUUCAAGUUUAAAUCUGAGAGUGAUAUUCACUUGGCAGAACAUCAUAAACAGGUCCUAUAUGAUGGGAAACUUGCAAGUAGUAUUGCCUUUACCUACAAUGCUAAGGCCACUGAUGCUCAGCUAUGCUUGGAAUCAUCACCAAAGGAAAAUGCAUCUAUUUUUGUGCAUUCCCCUCAUGCUCUAAUGCUCCAGGAUGUGAAAGCUAUUGUAACACAUUCAAUUCACAGUGCAAUUCACUCAAUUGGAGGGAUUCAAGUGCUUUUUCCACUUUUUGCCCAGCUGGACAAUCGGCAGCUCAAUGACAGUCAAGUGGAAACGACUGUCUGUGCUACUCUUUUGGCGUUCCUACUAUUUAAAAGUUCAGUAGCCAUGCAAGAACAGAUGCUGGGAGGAAAAGGCUUUUUAGUCAUUGGCUACUUACUUGAAAAGUCAUCAAGAGUUCAUAUAACUCGAGCUGUUCUGGAGCAAUUUUUAUCCUUUGCAAAAUACCUUGAUGGUUUAUCUCAUGGCGCACCUUUGUUGAAGCAGCUUUGUGAUCACAUUUUAUUCAAUCCAGCCAUCUGGAUCCAUACACCUGCUAAGGUUCAACUUUCCCUGUAUACAUAUUUGUCUGCUGAAUUUAUUGGAACUGCUACCAUCUACACCACCAUACGGAGAGUAGGAACAGUAUUACAGCUAAUGCAUACAUUAAAAUACUACUACUGGGUUAUUAAUCCUGCUGACAGUAGUGGCAUCACACCUAAAGGAUUAGAUGGUCCUCGGCCAUCACAAAAAGAAAUCAUAUCACUACGGGCAUUUAUGCUCCUUUUUCUGAAGCAACUCAUACUGAAGGAUCGAGGGGUUAAGGAAGAUGAACUUCAGAGUAUAUUAAAUUAUCUACUUACAAUGCAUGAGGAUGAAAAUAUUCAUGAUGUGUUACAGUUAUUAGUGGCUUUAAUGUCAGAACACCCAGCCUCUAUGAUACCAGCAUUUGAUCAAAGAAAUGGAAUAAGGGUGAUCUACAAAUUAUUGGCUUCAAAAAGUGAAAGUAUUUGGGUUCAAGCUCUGAAGGUUCUAGGAUACUUUCUGAAGCAUUUAGGGCACAAGUAA